GCAACAUUUAAUACGGUCCCAUUCACAUUCUGAAAAAUGGCAGGUCCAGAUCUGUUAAAGACUCUUCUGUACACCAUUAAUAAUUUGCUACAACAAAACCAAUAUAAAGCUGCCCUCGCUGUUGUCAAAGGAUUCAGAAAUGGUGCUGUUUACGGUGCCAAAAUCAGGGCACCACAUGCUCUUGUAAUGACAUUUCUAUUCAGAAGUGGAAGUUUGAAGGACAAGCUCAGGGCCAUUGCAAAAGCCACCUACACCCACUCCCGCAACCUGGCCUACUUCGUGUUCACUUAUAAGGGACUGCAGACAUUACAGGAGAAGAUCCAGGGCAAAAGUCUCCAGUCACAGUCCUUUUUGGCUGCCUGCCUUGGAGGCUGGUUGGUGUUUGGUGAAAAUAACAACAUUAAUAGCCAGAUCAACAUGUAUCUGUUGUCAAGGAUCCUUUUCGCCCUGUCCCGCUUGGCUGUUGAGAAAGGCUACAUACCCCAGCCCAAACGGGAUCCCUUCCCCCUCUUCGCCACCCUGGUGUGGGGCAUCGUGCUUUGGCUGUUUGAGUACUACCCACACACCCUCCAGCCGUCCCUGCAGUCCUCCAUGAACUACCUCUACCAUGACAGCAAUGUGUGGCAUGACAUCACAGACUUUCUGGUAUACAACAAGCCAAGGACUGCCCCUUAAAGCAAAGAAUGUGUGCUCUCAUGAGUUACUUUGAGCUCAUAGAUCUACUGUAUGACAGGCAUUGAUAGUCUUUGAAACAAAUGAUGAGUUGGAACUUGGUUCUCAGUCUAUUUAACACAAAGGUGUCAUUUUAUUGUUUCAGUGGUUAGAUUGGUAUAGCUGCAAUGUGUUUAAUUAAUUUGAAACAACAUUUUAAAUGAUAUUUUGCCUACAUUUAAGUAUUGUAUCUGACAAAGUAAUAGAACUGAUACAAAGUUAUAAUUGAGAAUGCGUUCAUUUAAAUAUAUUCAUAUUUUUGUGUUGAUUUCUGUUCAUAUCCAGGCAUAGGCUACUUGUUUUUAUGUGGCCUUGUAUUCACACAAGUGAACACUUUUAACACUAAAUUGUUUAAGGGUACUUUUUCCAUACUGCCAUACAAAUGGUAUUCCAAAGGUGAUCUUGAUUUCUGUGGUUGUAGAUAGUUGCCCCUAAUCAAUGAUUUAUGAUUUAUUUUGUAGAGGGUCCAUCUAGUACUCAGUUAAUGUUUCCUUCAUGUAUAGCUACAUACAUUUCCAGCAUAUCAAUGCUGUUGAUGCCCAAUGAAUUAUACAUAAGGUGUCUAAUACUGUAUAUUUGUAAAAUACAAUUUCCAGAUUUUCUUUUAUGACUAGCUUUUAUGGAAGCAUUAACAUAAAAUAAAUUUAAAUUCUUAUGAAUUACUCUUGUAUUUUACUUUUGUAUUUUGUGUUCUUGAAGGUGUCCUUGUCAUUGAACAAGCCCUUCUUCAUAUAUUAAAAAUAAAAGGUGUACUACA
Molecule: messenger RNA, 1468 nt
Organism: Osmerus eperlanus (European smelt)
Lineage: Eukaryota; Metazoa; Chordata; Actinopteri; Osmeriformes; Osmeridae
Gene: pxmp4
Product: peroxisomal membrane protein 4
Exons: 4
Coding region: 37-675 (212 amino acids)
Cellular component (GO): peroxisomal membrane
Source: RefSeq, a predicted model, not a curated record